ACUUUAUCGCCACCGCGGGCGCGGUUGUCCUCGGCGACGUGGUGAGCGAAAAACUCUCGGAGAAGGUUGUCGCGUACGUCGGUGGUUCUCUCUUCAUCUUGUUCGCCCUCGGCACGGGCAUCGACAUCGUCCAAAAGGUUACGAGCGCUUAG
This is a messenger RNA of Ostreococcus tauri, 152 nucleotides long. RefSeq lists its product as uncharacterized. The transcript has a single exon. The record is from RefSeq and is a predicted model, not a curated record. The annotation marks the transcript as partial. Lineage: Eukaryota; Viridiplantae; Chlorophyta; Mamiellophyceae; Mamiellales; Bathycoccaceae.